This is a messenger RNA of Babjeviella inositovora NRRL Y-12698, 3505 nucleotides long. RefSeq lists its product as uncharacterized. Gene Ontology annotation, molecular function: rDNA binding; phosphatase activator activity. The record is from RefSeq and is a predicted model, not a curated record. The coding region runs from base 9 to 3458 and encodes 1149 amino acids. Gene Ontology annotation, biological process: negative regulation of septation initiation signaling; rDNA heterochromatin formation. The transcript has a single exon. Gene Ontology annotation, cellular component: nucleolus. NCBI's taxonomy places the organism in Eukaryota, Fungi, Ascomycota, Pichiomycetes, Serinales.
AUCCACCAAUGCUCAAACUCCAGGUAGUGCUUGUUCCCCCAGGGCCUUUUUUGCCGCAGACGGCAAAUCUGACUGCCACCUUCAACACCACAAUCGCCUCCGCGCGCCGGUUUCUUCACAUCACGCUGAGCACCAAGACCAUGAUGGAAGUGUGUGAUGAGAUCUCAGCGCGGUUCCACCGCUUAUACCCGCACGAGGCGUUGCUCGAAAUUUCACGCUUACAAGACAGCAACGAGAAUGACUUGGACCCGGAUUACAUAGUGGGACACGUUUUCGACCCGAAAGACAACGUUGUACGCGUGAUCUUGGACAGUGAUUGGGACGAGCCGCAGCCCGAGCCCCAACUGCAUGCGCUGCCCAACUCCACGGGCGUUUCUUUCAACUUGAGCGACCAGCUGACGCCAAUGUUAGCGCCAAACGGUAAGAGGAAGCGUCAGAGCGAGUACUUUGGCACGGCGUCGCGCAUUCCGUCUAAGAAGCACCGCUACUCGCUUCCAUCUAUCUGGGGAAGCAAACGUCAGGUCAGUCUGCCAGGCGCCCCGAUAUACGAGGUGCCUGAAACCGCCUCCAAACCGUCUUCGUUGUCCAAGAUGCAAUCUAUGGACGAAAUUGAGGCCUCGGCGGUUUCUGAAUCUGAUUUCUCCGCGUCUACUUCGGACUCCGAUUCCGAUUAUGACGCAUCGCACAUCUCAUUACCUCCGCCAGAGGCCAAAGCCUUGACUGCUGAUCCUAAGAAGGCCACAGCGGUGAGACCAGCCCGUAACGUGUCUGGGACGCUUGAAAUCCCCGAAAAUGCCAAGGCCAAGAUUACCAAGUCCUCACCAAAGACGAAAACCCCACCAAAGACCACUGAACAAGUGACACCUACGCCAAAGACGCAGAAGCGAGUUGGUAAACCGGCCCAGUCGGAGCACCAAGAGCUGCCCGAGGCCGUGGAGGAAGAGUCCGAGAUUCUCACGAAAGAAGAGAUCAUGCGCAUGUUUAAGAACGGGAUGCGGAUUCCAGGCAAGAUGCGCAAGGGUGGCAAGAUUGCGACAGAGCUUUCUACAACGUUGUUGAACCAGCAGCCAGUUAAGGGGAAGCGCGCGGCCGCGGAGAAGGCUGUUUCGAAGAUCAAGGACUGGAAUACCGUGGAAAAGUCCACCGGUAUUGCUGAAAUAAGGGCCGAGGCUACUUCCAAUAAUGGUCUCUCCAAGGCUCCGGUACUCAAUCCAAUCAACCCAAGUGGCACCAAACUUGGCGCUGCGUUUGAAAGCCCACAGAGAUUAAUCGGUGCCCAUGCGUUUGCUACUUCUACACCAAUUUCCAAGUCUGACCACGUGGAGCCAUCUGAGGUGGCUAAUGUCCAGAUCCCUGCCCUCACGGCCACUACCAUUCCAGAGGAGUCGGCCGAGGUCACUCCCUCGGGCGAAUCCGCGACCGUUUCCGACGGUAUACCAGUUGAGAUCCCCGCGCUGUCUGCCGUGCGCGACGAGCUCCUCAAGGCAAAGGAACAGUCUAUUAAGAAGCGUGAGGAGGAGCGUCGCAGAAAGGAAGAGGAAAAGAAGAAGAGAGAGGAGGAGAGAUUGAGAAAGCAGGAGGAGAGAAAGAAGAAGGUGGAGGAGGAAAAGGCCAAGCGCGAAGAGGCCAAGCGCAAGCGUGAGGAAGAGAAGAAGAAGCUCGCAGAGGCGCUCAGAGUUGAAAAGGAGGAGGCCAAGCGAAAGCUCGCUGAGAGUCUAGCCAAGACUAAGAAAGCCGAAGCAGAGGCGUUAGCUGAGGCUCAGAAGCAUAGAGAAGUGGAGGCGGCGAAACAAUUAGAAAUGGCCAAGUUGAUACAGGAGGCAGCGCUGUUGAAACAACAAGAAGCCUUGGCAGCAGCCAAGGCCGAAGCUGAAGCUAUUUCCAGGGCUGAAACACAGGCUGAGGCCGCUGCCAAGGCUGAGGCUACUAAAAAACAAAAGGAAGCUGAAGCUUUGAAGCAAAAGGAAACUGAAGCUGCUGAGCAGAGAUUAGCUGAAGAAGCUAGCGCUGCUCAGAAACAAAGAGAAGCCACUGAAGAGCAACGAAUGGAAAAUGAAGCUGCCGCUGAAGCUGUCAAGCAAAAAGAGGCUGCUAUUUUGAGGCUUAAAGAGCUUGAUGUCGCCAUCUUGAGACAAAAGGAGAUGGACGCUUUGAAACAGAAGGAAGCUGAAGCUGCUAAGACUUCUAAGGCUGCCGCCGCUGCGGCGAAGAAGGCUGAAAUUGCCGCCGCUAAAAAGGCUGCAGCAAUAAAGAAGAAAGAAGACGCUGCGAAGGUGACAGAGGAAGCUUCGAAACAAAAGGCGACCGAACAGGCAGUAAUCACACUGGAGCAGACUGCCGCGGCUGAGGUCACCGCUGCUCAACUCGCUGCGGACUUGCAGAAGCGCCACGAGAUGUACACCGAGUCAGUGAACCGCACUCAGCAGGUAAAGCAGAAGCAGCUCCAGGAAAUUGAGGCAACAGAAAAGGAGAAGAAGGCGGCCCUUGCCGCUAUCAGAGCCGAAAAGGCUGCAGCCACCAAGCGGGACACCGCCAAACGCUUUGCCGAGUUGUGCGCGCACAAGAUGCGCAUCGAUGGGUUAGACUCGUUGACGAAGGAGCAGGAAGCGGAAAUCAAGCAGGUCAUUACGAAGCACAGAAGGCGUGAGUCUUACUUGAAGAAGAAAGAGUCGCAGUCUCAGGAGUGCUCCAUGGUAGACGACUCCAUGGUGGAUGUCACAAUUUCUGACGCCCAACUGCCUACUAAGCCGCUAAUCAAGACCCCAAUGAAGACUGUGAUGCCGGUAGAAAUGACCCCUUCAGUACCUGUUGCGAAGCCUUUGGUUUCAUCGCCGACUGUGAUCGCGAACCCGGUGGCCCCAGCCUCCCCGGAGGCCAAGCCGAUUGUGCCAAUUGUCCACGCCACGCCGUUGCGUGCUCCAGUGACUGCCACCUCCGAAAAUUCCUCAUCCAGUGAGUCUGAGGAUGAUUCGGACUCGGACUCGGACUCUUCGGUCGAGGUAGACACCCUGCAGAAGCGACCACGCGUGGUCAAUACCCCCAAGAACACAUCCACCACCUCUGUCGUAGACCCGAAGAAAACCGUUUCGUUUAUCGAAACGCCGAAACCAGCAUCAGCGACGUCGGUGGCCCGUGUUUCAGUCGCCUCUAGACUCAAGAGACAGUCUUUAGUGUCUUUGACCGACUUGGCCGCGCGCGGCGUGCCCGAAGUCAAGGAAGUGAGCUUACGAACGCCAUUGGCUCCAGACAUGUCUGCUGAAUCCUCCUCGGAUUCUGAUACCUCUUCUGAUUCCUCGUCUGACUCCGACACGGAUUCCGAUUCGAGCGAGGAUGAGGCCAUUGAGACCGGUGCCGCCAGAUAUAUUGACCCGAAGAAGGCCAAGAGCUUGGUUGGCAAUGUGAAAGAGAAGAGAAGAAAAAGCGGCUUCUUCGACUUGAUGAAGGAUGCCAAGAAGUAACCUAGCGCUGUAUUGUAUAUGUAAAGCUACUAUUAAUAUUACGAAAU